Molecule: messenger RNA, 1496 nt
Organism: Pisolithus orientalis
Lineage: Eukaryota; Fungi; Basidiomycota; Agaricomycetes; Boletales; Pisolithaceae
Exons: 1
Coding region: 111-1016 (301 amino acids)
Biological process (GO): negative regulation of cell population proliferation; negative regulation of mitotic cell cycle
Cellular component (GO): nucleus; cytoplasm
Source: RefSeq, a predicted model, not a curated record
UACCUCCCGCACCGCUCACACAUCGCUGGUCGAUUUCCUUCGUGUUCUCUCUUCGUUCAUAUACUCUACACGUCCCCGCCACACCCUCCCUUAGACCUCCAGUGCACGUCAUGGCAUCCCCUGCUACCAGCCUUUCUGUAACACUUGCGCAGGCCAUUGCUUAUCUUACCCGCCCUCUCAGCCUCUCCUACCCAGCCACGACCGUCAUCAGACUCCAGCUUGUCCUCGAGGCUAACCUUACCGCUCUUUUUGCAUCCUCUUGGGUGCCCGAGGACCCGCUCCGCGGCUCCGGUCGUCGGUGCCUCACGCUAUCCCCCACAUGCCUGCCCCCACGGACGAUCUAUUCUGCAUGCCUAGCAACUGGUGUCCAGUGGUUUGACUGGAUUGCCUCCUUGGGUGGUCGUGAAUUUGAUUUGUUCGUCGACCCUGGAUGCAUCUCAGUUCGCUUCGGCAAAGAGUCGAAGCUCGUCAAUCUCUGGUCCGAGGAUCACGCCGCGGAGCUAACUGCCCUUCCUGACCUUUCUCUCGUAAAAGGGACUUGUACCAAUUACCGUGGUCAAUGCAAGACGCUCGCCCAGCAGCUAUUGGAGGGUGACAGUGCGGAAGAUGACGAGUUGUUUGCCAUGAUCGCUGAUGAAGUCAGUGCCCCAACAUGGACGACCCCGGUCAUCGACCACUUCCCUACCCCUCUGCGCUCCGAGUCCCCCCUCUCGGCGAUAUCCACCGAUUCUCGCUCCAGCUCUCGCUCAUCAAACUCCAGUUCCUGCCUGUCUUAUUCUUCUAGUGCACGAACGGACUCUCGCGUUUCCAGUUCAUGCUACUCUUCCGUAUCCUCCAAGCUUUCUCGCAGGGAGAAAGCUAGACAGGCGCGGGUAUUUGUGGAUACCUCCAAGACUGAGGUGACUCCGUAUGAUGGUGGAAAGACUACUGUGCUCACCGGUGGAGUCAUGCUUGGUGCUCCGCCCGUCAAGGGAAAGGCUGCACCUGCACCGACUUCGAACUGGCGUAGAGCGUAAAGAAGACUAUUCUAGUCGCCACUCUCCUUUUGUUACCUGCUCAUGACACCACUACGCCACUCAUGCACGAAAAGCCAACGUUUCCUGAACUAUCGGACUAUCUUAUAUCUUAGCAUUUUCUCGUUUAACGUUAUAUCACCGCACCGAUAUUGCAUUUCCUGGUUUGUCGUCCACCUUCCUCUCUUUAUGCAAAUUCCUCUCGGGUGUGUAUCAUCUUUUCAUAUUGCACGUGUUCCUUUCCUUUCCUUUUUUCCCCUUAACUUGCUUUCUGUGCUUUCGCACCACUGGGUAUGAUAGACUUGUUGUAAUAACUGGAAGAGCUUCGCUAUGCAUCUCUGGACCUGACAGUGCCUGAACGUAGUGAGCUCCGCAUCGAUGACUUCACGGUUCACACCUCUUCACCGUCUGCAUUAGGCCUGGUACGAAUACUGAGUAGUACCCACAGGCUGUCAGUGGUGUCAGUGACCUACCCCCGUAUCU